Messenger RNA from Heterocephalus glaber (naked mole-rat), 1233 nucleotides. RefSeq names its product retinol dehydrogenase 14 (gene Rdh14). The record is from RefSeq and is a predicted model, not a curated record. Lineage: Eukaryota; Metazoa; Chordata; Mammalia; Rodentia; Bathyergidae.
CGCUCGCCGCCCGGCUCCGGAAACGCGCGGUGUGCGGGCUGACGGCCCGGAAGGUGAUGGCUUUGGCCACCGCGGCAGCGCUCCUGGCCGCCCUGGGCGGGGCGCUCUGGCUGGCCACCCGGCGGUUCAUGGGGCGCGGGGCGCAGCGGCCGCACGGAGGCGGGGUCCCCGGCCUCAUGCGCGGGAAGACCGUGCUGAUCACCGGCGCCAACAGCGGCCUGGGCCGCGCCACGGCCGGCGAGCUGCUGCGCCUGGGCGCGCGGGUGAUCCUGGGCUGCCGCGACCGCGCACGCGCCGAGGAGGCGGCCGGCCAGCUGCGGGGCGCGCUCGGCGGGGCGGAGGCCGGGGUCGGGCCUGGGCAGCUGCUCGUCCGGGAGCUGGACCUCGCCUCGCUGCGCUCGGUGCGCGCCUUCUGCCGGGAGCUGCUGCAGGAGGAGCCAAGGCUAGAUGUCUUGAUCAAUAAUGCAGGGGUCUUCCAGUGUCCGUAUAUGAAGACUGAAGAUGGGUUUGAGAUGCAGUUCGGAGUGAACCAUCUGGGACACUUCCUUCUUACCAAUCUUCUGCUUGGACUCCUCAAAAGUUCAGCUCCCAGCAGGAUUGUGGUCGUUUCUUCCAAGCUUUAUAAGUAUGGAGAUAUCAACUUUGAAGACUUAAACAGUGAACAAAGCUAUAAUAAAAGUUUCUGUUACAGCCGGAGCAAACUAGCAAACAUUCUUUUUACCAGAGAACUAGCCCACCGCCUAGAAGGCACCAACGUUACAGUCAACGUGUUACAUCCAGGUAUUGUCCGGACUAAUCUCGGCAGGCACAUACACAUUCCACUGCUGGCCAAGCCACUUUUCAAUCUGGUGUCAUGGGCUUUCUUCAAAACUCCACUCGAAGGUGCCCAGACUUCCAUCUAUUUAGCCUCUUCACCUGAUGUAGAAGGUGUGUCAGGAAAGUACUUCGGAGACUGCAAGGAGGAAGAGUUAUUACCCAAAGCUAUGGAUGAGUCUGUAGCAAGAAAACUCUGGGAUAUUAGUGAAGUGAUGGUUGGCAUAUUAAAGUAGGAGCCAAGUAGUAAGAGCUGUUUAUAAAAAUGUGUCAGUUACAUCUGUGGUCAGGAAUGGUGUGACUUGAAGCUACUUGAAAAAUUUUUUUUCUGUAAUAGCACUGCUAGGAGCUAUAUGUGGAUAUGUUGAUGUUACUGUAAAGUUAUAUUUGGACAGUUUCAAUAAAGAUGUUUAAAACGUA